AUGAUUGUGGACAUAGCCCUCGAUGGAAAUGGCAAGCAAAUAUACCAGGUCCACGAGUCCAGCAAGUUUGUUCGAAGAGAAAUGCCUAGAUCCACCAAAUUUAACAGUUCUACCACAGACCUACUUGAUGAACUCGACGAAGAAAAAACUCCCAUCCGCAAGAUUUUGGGGACCAUUAGUCCUAGCACCUUGAACCAAAAGAAAGUCAGUGAUGACGACUCGGGUGAGGAUUCGAGUGUUACAGAACCCGAAAGUGCCACUAGACACGGGUCUAUGGGGAAUAUGCUUUUCCCAGACGAAGGGGAUGAGUACUCUGGUGACCUUCUCGACAAGAACAAGGACAUCUGGUCGGACGAUGUGGAAUUGGCGUUUGAAGAGGUGUUGUCGAUCAUUCCCAAGAAUGGCCUCAAUAAGAUCAAAAUCAGUGGACGAUCCUGUGGCCGAAAUGAGUUGAUCAGUGACUAUAUCUUAACCAAAACUGGCAAGUACCGUACCAGAAAACAGGUCUCAAGUCACAUACAGGUAAUCAAGAAUUUGGGCAAACGACUCGAUGUCAUCAAGUUGAUAAACGAAGGACCUUCAUUUAAAGACGACAAGGAGCAGAUGGAGAACACCAAGAAGUUCGAGGAGAUAUUUCUGCAAAUCAACCUCAACAAGUCGUUGGGUUUCAACAAGGCCCCCAAGAGGCAAUAUUCUAACUCUGAGCCGGCUCACGGUGGGAAGAAACUUAAGUCCAAACCACAUCCCUUGCAAUUGUCGACCAUGAACUUGAUGAUUGAAAACUUCUACAUGUCGAUUUAUGACUCCAUGCUCAAUAACCCGAUAAUAUUAUCCUUACAUGAUAACCAGGAGAUCACCAGCUUGAAGUUGAAGCCAAAUGCCAACAUCUCCAAUAGGUUUCCGGAGCUCAUUAGCAUGAACAAUUUGAACUUACCGAUUUUGCACAACUUGGUGAGAAUCCAGUUACCUACCAACUUUCCUCUCAACUACUCGAUUGGCCAGGGAUUGAAGACCAACUUGUUCAUUAGAGGACCCGCUGGACUGGAAGAGAAGCAGUACUCGAUGUUCACGAUCAUUUACAACUAUGGGAAAGACUUUUUCAAAAUCAACGAAAACCAUAUCAAGUUGAACGAUAACUACGACUUCUUGAACAAGUUUUGGAAAUUUUUCCUCGACAACGAAAUGAAUUCCAACAUCAACACCAUCAAUCACUUGACCAUCAAGCAAAUUCUCUACGAGGAUGAUCCCGUCACUAAGGACGAAAAUAUGGCUGGCCACAAUACCAUUUUGAAAAUUCCCAAACGGAAAAUCAAACACAUCUUCUUGUGGGAGUUCGUCAAGGUGAACGACCUCAAGGAUGCUGUUACCACCACCUCACGAUUGUUGCUUCCUGACACAGUGGAUGACCAGGUUUUUCCUCAGGUGGUUACAUUUAACUCCAACUAUUACGACCCGGCAGGCCCUAGUACAGGUACUACCGCCGACUCCAAUCCCUUCACCAACCCAUCGUAUGUUUCGUCCGCCCAAACAGACUUUGGUGCCAUGGACUAUAAACUCAAGCGAGAGAAUCCUGAUGAAGACCUAGGCUUGAACACCAUGAGCUUGAACCCUCUGAUGCCGUUGGCAAUGGUCACUCUGUCGCCGCUCCCACCUGCUCCUGUGCCGGUCUCUGGCCCCAUGCCCGUCCCACACGGUGCCGGCUCUGCUGCACACUCUCAGGGUUUAGGAGGCCCAAUGUAUUCGCAGCCAAUGCAAAUGCCCAUGGGUGCAAAUUUCCAGCAUCUAGACUACGACUACCAAUUUCUCUACGGAGAACCCCCGUACCCAGGUCACCAAUAAACCGAAGACAUGCUUGCCCAGUCCCAUAGCGAAUCUAUUCAAUUCUUCUGUAUAGGAGUCAGAGAAAAGGUAGUGGUCACGUGACGAGAUUUUUCCCGAGUCACCGCCGCACCUGACUCUGUGCGCAUUAAUAUAAAAUCUCAUCUAUCUA
Yamadazyma tenuis ATCC 10573 is the source of this 1990-nucleotide messenger RNA. RefSeq names its product transcription factor TEC1 (gene TEC1). Gene Ontology annotation, molecular function: DNA-binding transcription factor activity, RNA polymerase II-specific; RNA polymerase II cis-regulatory region sequence-specific DNA binding. Gene Ontology annotation, biological process: regulation of transcription by RNA polymerase II. NCBI's taxonomy places the organism in Eukaryota, Fungi, Ascomycota, Pichiomycetes, Serinales, Debaryomycetaceae. Gene Ontology annotation, cellular component: transcription regulator complex. The record is from RefSeq and is a predicted model, not a curated record.